UCUGAAAAAAAAAAGGAAACUAAGCUGGGGAGGAGAUUUAGGGAGGCAGCUCAGAGAUGGGUUGUGGUUUCUUGGUGAGGUGUGUUAAAAUGCCUGGAUUCUGUGGUCAGACUAGACCAGGAUUCCAAUCUUGACGGGGCGUUCUUAAGCGGAUCCUUUCCUCUUGUGGAGAUAAUAUCUGGUGGAGGGGAUUAAGUAAAAUACUGUACUAUUCUCAGAGUACCAUAAACCUGCUGCUCUGGUCCCAACGACGCAGCCCCGUGGGCCCCAGCCUUGCCCCGCCCAUUUGCCCACAGCCAAUCGGCGGCCGCCUCUUCCCCGCUUCCGUUCCCUCCACUUCUGGCCGCUCCUCUCCCACAGCCCUUUCCUUCCAGGGAGGCUGCCCCGUUUGGGAAGAGAUUCCCUGGAGAAGCUCUCAUUUCUUGGGAAGCAGCUGAGAGCUGGAAGAUGCACCGGAGGGCCAAAAAGCGCUGUGAAAUUGACCCCGAGUUCAAGGAGCCCGUCUGCCCUCUAACCAUUUUACAGAUGGGGAAACCCGAGGCCCAGAGAAGGGAAAAUCCUCAUUAAGGUCACCCCGAGCGGAAAGCAGAAGCCCAGGUCAGGGUUUUCUCCGUGAAGAUGGGAGUUCAGGUCUGUCGGUUCUGAGGGCAGGAUGGAGAAGCUGCGGCUCCUGGGCCUCCGCUACCAGGAGUACGUGACUCGUCACCCGGCCGCCACGGCCCAGCUGGAGACGGCAGUGCGCGGCCUCAGUUACCUGCUGGCAGGUCGUUUCGCCGAUUCGCACGAGCUGUCAGAGCUGGUGUACUCUGCCUCUAAUCUGCUGGUGCUGCUCAAUGACGGAAUCCUACGCAAGGAACUUCGGAAAAAAUUACCCGUGUCCCUGUCCCACCAGAAGCUGCUGACAUGGCUGAGCGUGCUGGAGUGUGUGGAGGUCUUCAUGGAGAUGGGGGCCACCAAGGUGUGGGGCGAAGUAGGACGCUGGCUCGUCAUCGCCCUCAUCCAGCUGGCCAAGGCUGUACUUCGGAUGUUCCUGCUGAUCUGGUUCAAGGCUGGCCUCCAGACCUCACCCCCCAUCGUUCCGCUGGACAGGGAGACCCAGGCACAGUCCCAGGAUGGUGACAACAGCACUGGCAGCCAGGAGCAGUCAUAUGUGGGGAAGCGGUCAAACCGGGUGGUGCGAACCCUCCAGAACACUCCGUCCCUGCACUCAAGGCACUGGGGGGCCCCGCAGCAGCGCGAGGAGCUGGGUGUCACCCCCACCCCGCUGGGGCUGCAGGAGACCAUCGCCGAGUCCUUGUAUAUUGCCCGGCCCCUGCUGCACUCCGGCAGUGCUCAGCCUGGGCCUCUGGGGUCAGCGGUCGUGGACACCCUGGCUCCUGUCUGGUGUUGUGGAUGUGACCAGCCUGAGCCUCCUGAGCGACAGGAAGGGCCUGACCCGGAGGGAGCGGCUGGAGCUGCGGCGCCGGACCAUCCUGCUGCUCUACUACCUGCUGCGCUCCCCCUUCUACGACCGCUUCUCCGAGGCCAAGAUCCUCUUUCUGCUCCAGCUCCUGGCAGACCACGUCCCAGGCAUUGGUCUGGUCACAAGGCCGCUCAUGGAUUACUUGCCCAACUGGCAGAAAAUUUAUUUCUACAGUUGGGGCUGAUGGACAUUCCGAAAGUGGGGGGUGGGGAGGGGCAGGGGGUGCCUCAGCCCAUCAUGUCCCCUGGGCCCCUCUGCCCUAAUAAACCUGACUCUGGCAGCGUCUACGCCUGUGACUGCUCCAUGCCCACCGCCCGGAACGCGUCCGGCUCUCACACCCUGGCUGGGCUCCGCACACAGCCCUGGUCUCCACUAGAGCUCCCCUAAUUCCCUCUCAACUCUGCAUCCUGAGCACAUGCCGCACCUCGUUACUGGCCGGGAAGCCCAAGCCCCUGCUAGGACUGGGACGUGGGCUUCCUGGAAAGCUGGAGUCCCACCUCAUGAGCCCAGGAAGCUGUUUG
Odocoileus virginianus texanus is the source of this 1983-nucleotide messenger RNA. It is a transcript of the gene PEX16, whose product is annotated as peroxisomal biogenesis factor 16. The record is from RefSeq and is a predicted model, not a curated record. Gene Ontology annotation, biological process: peroxisome organization. Lineage: Eukaryota; Metazoa; Chordata; Mammalia; Artiodactyla; Cervidae. Gene Ontology annotation, cellular component: peroxisomal membrane.